Molecule: messenger RNA, 1005 nt
Organism: Sinocyclocheilus anshuiensis
Lineage: Eukaryota; Metazoa; Chordata; Actinopteri; Cypriniformes; Cyprinidae
Product: voltage-dependent anion-selective channel protein 2-like
Exons: 10
Coding region: 19-990 (323 amino acids)
Biological process (GO): monoatomic anion transmembrane transport
Cellular component (GO): mitochondrial outer membrane
Molecular function (GO): voltage-gated monoatomic anion channel activity
Source: RefSeq, a predicted model, not a curated record
AAAGGCUGCAGAUUGCGCAUGCGCGGUUCGCGACGCGUCUGUUCCCCUUCAGUCUGUCCUUUCGCGCUGCACAGAAACACCGUCAGGAACAUCGACACGGCAAACACGAUCAUGUCUGAGAAAGGACAGAAGCAGAAAGAGACGCAUGUGAAAGGAAGCAGUGAGAGCUGCCAUCACUGCAAGCCAAAGACAUGCGCAAACAUGGCCGCCCCCCCUGCGUACGCUGACCUCGGCAAAUCUGCCAAAGAUAUCUUCAGCAAAGGAUAUGGCUUUGGAGCUGUUAAGUUGGACCUGAAGACCAAGUCUCAGAGUGGAGUUAUGGAGUUCUCCUCCGGCGGCUCCAGAAACACAGACACCGGAAAGGCGGCUGGAAACCUGGAGACCAAGUACAAAGUGAAGGAUCUGGGCUUGACUUUGAACCAGAAGUGGAACACAGAUAAUGUUCUGACCACUGAAGUGACUCUGGAAGAUCAGCUGGCCAAAGGUCUAAAGCUGGGACUGGACACUUCAUUUGUGCCCAACACUGGGAAGAAGAGCGGUAAGCUGAAGACGGGCUAUAAGCGUGAUUACAUGAAUGUGGGCUGUGAUAUAGAUUUCGACCUGGCCGGACCGACGAUUCACGCCGCAGCCGUUCUGGGUUAUGAAGGCUGGCUGGCUGGGUAUCAGAUGGCCUUCGACACGGCCAAGUCCAAACUGGCCCAGAACAACUUCGCUUUGGGCUACAAGGCAGGAGACUUCCAGCUACACACCAAUGUUAAUGAUGGCACAGAGUUCGGCGGCUCCAUCUAUCAGAAGGUGAACGGUCAGUUGGAGACGGCGGUCAAUCUGGCCUGGACCGCAGGCAGUAACAACACACGCUUUGGCAUCGCUGCUAAAUACCAGUUAGAUAAAGACUCCUCCAUCUCUGCCAAAGUCAACAACGCUAGUCUGGUUGGAGUAGGAUACACACAGAGCCUCCGGCCAGGUGAACAAACACCUUCAUGUCAUUAAUAAUCAGACAUUCAU